CCCCGCAGCGCUCAGUACCGGGUUCGCGGGGCCACUCGUCAGCGCCUCGGCCUCCGGCGCUCGGCCGCGGCCCUCGGGGAGCGUCCCAGCCUGUGGGCUCGCGGCUGCGGGCGUGAGGGCAGGGAGUCUGAGGGACGCAUCAGGACGCGGGCACCCUGGUGCCCGGAGAGGACCGGUGCGCCGCGAGGGUGGGCCUUGCGGUGUCCAUUGAAGAGCCGACCUCUUUAACUUCUGUCAAGUUGUUGGCCGCUGGUCCAGCUACCACAACAUGCACAUCUUUUGUCUUUGAAGUUCAAUAACCUGUGUAGCCACUUUGACAUAUGAUACUCUCCGGUUUGCUGAAUUUGAAGAUUUCCCUGAGACCUCAGAGCCUGUUUGGAUUCUGGGCAGAAAAUACAGCAUUUUCACAGAGAAGGACGAAAUCUUGUCUGAUGUUGCAUCCAGACUUUGGUUUACAUACAGGAGAAACUUUCCAGCUAUUGGGGGAACUGGCCCUACUUCAGACACAGGCUGGGGUUGCAUGCUUCGGUGUGGACAGAUGAUCUUUGCCCAGGCCCUGGUAUGCCGGCACUUAGGUCGAGAUUGGAGGUGGACUCAGCGGAAGAGGCAGCCUGACAGCUACUUUAAUGUCCUCAAUGCUUUCCUCGACAGGAAGGACAGCUACUAUUCCAUCCAUCAGAUAGCGCAAAUGGGAGUUGGCGAAGGCAAGUCUAUAGGCCAGUGGUACGGGCCGAACACUGUUGCCCAGGUCCUCAAGUACGUAAUGAGCCCAGCCCUUCUGCUUCUUGGGGUCAGCAUGAGUUCUCCUUGGCAUUUACCCUCCUUGAGUACUUAUUGGCACAGGAACUAAGGAAACUUGCUGUAUUCGACACAUGGAGUUCCUUGGCUGUUCACAUAGCAAUGGACAACACUGUGGUGAUGGAGGAAAUCAGAAGGUUAUGCAGGGCCAACCUUCCCUGUGUUGGGGCGGCUGCACUUCCUACUGAUUCAGAGAGGCACUGUAAUGGGUUCCCUGCUGGAGCUGAAGUCACCAACAGGCCAUCGGCUUGGAGACCACUAGUGCUUCUCAUCCCUCUCCGCCUGGGACUGACAGACAUCAAUGAGGCCUAUGUGGAGACGCUGAAGCACUGUUUCAUGAUGCCCCAGUCCCUGGGUGUUAUUGGAGGGAAGCCCAACAGUGCCCACUACUUUAUUGGCUAUGUUGGGGAGGAGCUCAUCUAUCUGGACCCCCACACUACACAGCCUGCAGUGGAGCUGACUGACAGCUGCUUCAUCCCCGACGAGAGCUUCCACUGCCAGCACCCUCCCUCUAGGAUGGGCAUUGGAGAGCUUGACCCGUCCAUUGCUGUGGGGUUUUUCUGUAAGACGGAGGAAGACUUUAACGACUGGUGUCAGCAAGUCAAAAAGCUAUCCCAGCUUGGAGGUGCCCUGCCCAUGUUUGAGCUGGUGGAACAGCAGCCUUCCCAUCUGGCCUGCCAGGAUGUCCUGAACCUGUCCCUAGACUCUUCUGAUGUAGAGAGACUGGAGAGGUUUUUUGACUCUGAGGAUGAAGACUUUGAAAUCUUAUCCCUCUGAAAAUCCUGGGGUUGGGGGAUGGCCUCCAUGGCCCUCAUUGGGGUGCUUUGAGAACCCAGACCUGCCUUGGGCACUCAGUGUCACCGCAUUCCAUCCACCCAGCCCAUCCCUGCCAAGUGCUGUUCACCUGUGCCACCUCUGUCCCGAGGGCCUGCUCUGCUCAUGGACCAAGGACUAUGGUGCCUGGAGGCCUUAAUGCUUGGAGUCAGACUGCCUAAACCCCAACACAAAGGGCCUGUCCACAUGAAGUCGCUCAUCAGAAGGCCUAGUCAGGAAGAGCAGUGGGUCAGGAGCUUCCAGAAUUCUCCACUGGAUUCUGACACUGCCAGCCCUGGUCAGCACAUCAGCUUUGGUUCUGCUUUCUCCUGGGCACCUGGGUCUGUGGUUUAUUUGGAAUUAAAGCCCUGUUUGAAGUUGUUUAACAAAGACAUGAAUUUCUGGGGCACUUCCCAGGUCAGUCUUAGACGAUCUGCAGGUUAUGUACAGAGUGACAGCCACAUCAUGGCCUCAUACUGCUGGGCGGGGUGAGCUUUGGGCUGUCUCCUCUGCCCAGUGUGAUUUAUCAAGGGCUACCUCAGUGGGAAAGCAUAUGGAGAGAAUCCCAAGGCUGCUACUUGCUUUGGAGAGAAAGUAUUCUUGUGGGGCAUUUGGAAAAUCCAAAGAUAUCAGUGUGCAUGGGCACAGGAUGGACCCCUGAACCCUGGAGCAACUGACAAGCUCCUAGGGCUUCUGGAGUUGUGGUCCUGGGAUUCCCCAUUAGGACCUCGCUAGGGAAGAGAGAGGUUUCCUCUGUGGGGUUGAUGCGUUUCAUGACACACCGCCUGCUGCUUUUAGCGUGCCACCCAGCUUCCCUCUGGGAGGAAAGGGAAGGGAGCAGAGCUGCUCUAUGCUUGAGACACCGUGCCCACUGGUGGUAGGGUACACACUGCUACUUGAGCCUUCCUCCAUGUUCUUUCUCUUCUCAGAAACCCAUCUGGGUCACAGGAAAUUGUAGAUGGUUUGGGGCCAAAAAGGUAAAAGUACUACAGCUUUUUGGUGCACAAUAGACAUUUAGACAGCAGGUAGCUCCAGGCACUCACAAGUGAAGAGUUCAGACCUCCUUGGCACUCAUUUCCAUACCUGCCACCUAACCCUGGCUUUCUGGGCCUUCAAGCUUUUGAUGCUCUAGGUCUGCUGUCUUAGAAAAACACCUUUCCUCCCCCUAGAUAUGAGCAGAGUAUGGCAGUGUGGGGAGGACCGUUCAAGAGCCUUUGCUAAAAGCCCUUCCCAAGAACUCGCAGAUGGGUGAGGCCAGAGCUACUCCAGAUGCAGCAGCUCUAAGUAGCCCACAAGGUAGCAAGAGAUCCCUGCCUAUCAAGUGUUGAAGACAUAUUUAUUUCAUCUUACUCUUUCUCUCCCAUAUCUUGUCCCUUGACUUCAGAUGGGGUGGGACGGGGGGGGGGGAAAGGCCAGGACAGUUUCCAUUCCCCCGGAGCUUGUUUCCUGAGGCCAGGAGCUAUUGUGCUGCUGUCGCCCAGGGUCUCGCUGUAACUCCUGUUGUUGGUAGUAAGGGGUGGACAUAUGGAACACUACAACCUGAGGGAACUCUCAGGGCUUGAGAAAGGCUUCCUGAGGUUGUUCAUUCUUAGUGUAGUUUGCAAUUCUUAAUGAUAAAUAAGUUUCAGUAGAAAACAAA
This is a messenger RNA of Mus musculus (house mouse), 3250 nucleotides long. It is a transcript of the gene Atg4b, whose product is annotated as autophagy related 4B, cysteine peptidase. Bases 901 to 1575 code for a protein of 224 amino acids. The record is from RefSeq and is a predicted model, not a curated record. Lineage: Eukaryota; Metazoa; Chordata; Mammalia; Rodentia; Muridae. Gene Ontology annotation, cellular component: autophagosome; mitochondrion; cytoplasm. The transcript has 13 exons. Gene Ontology annotation, molecular function: protein-phosphatidylethanolamide deconjugating activity; cysteine-type peptidase activity.